AUGCCCUCGCUCCCAGCACUCAUCUCCCUCGGCCUGCUCCUGAGCAGCGUCCAAGCCAUCCACAACGCAAGUCCCACACCCUCAACCUACGAAACAGCUGCUAACCAGAUUCUACAAAGCGCCGAGACACUUGUACCUGCAACCCAGACAACCAAGCCAUUCAAUCCUGGAACGGCGGCUGCUAUUGCUGCCCCGGCGUCUUCGUGGGAUCAGCCAGUAGCCAAUACUGCUGCUUCGUCGACGCAAAGCUGUGCGGCGAGUGUUUACUUGACGGAUCCGGGUUAUAGCAGCAAAGCGGCGGCGUACACUAGCGGCAAUGGUGCGGUGAGCACUGGCAAGCAGACAUCUGGAGAUAACAGUACGCCGACCUCUGCCUCUUCUGCUUCUGGUGGAAGUGGAGAGGAAGAUAGUCCUCCAUCGUCUUCGUCCUCCAGCAAUGCGGGACUUGCUGCGGCUCUUGUGACAAGCGGUCCUUUGGUUGGAGCGUGGAUGGUAGCAGGCGGUCUCAUGCUGGCAGCAUAA
This is a messenger RNA of Zasmidium cellare ATCC 36951, 522 nucleotides long. RefSeq lists its product as uncharacterized. Bases 1 to 522 code for a protein of 173 amino acids. The transcript has 2 exons. The record is from RefSeq and is a predicted model, not a curated record. NCBI's taxonomy places the organism in Eukaryota, Fungi, Ascomycota, Dothideomycetes, Mycosphaerellales, Mycosphaerellaceae.